AUGGACCCUGCCGGCGGCGGCCCCCGCGGCGCCUCCCCCGCGGACGCGCGGGGCGCCUUCGUGCUGGGGCACCUGGCGGAGGUGGUGGAGCGCGUGCUGGCCUUCCUGCCCGCCCAGGCGCUGCUGCGGGCGGCCGGCGUGAGCCGCCUGUGGAGCGAGUGCGCGCGCCGAGCGCUGCGGGCCCGGCGCCGCGUGGCCUGGAUCUCCGCGGGCGCCGCCGGGCGGGGCCGCCGGGACGAGCACGGGCUGCUGCGCGCCGCGGAGGACGAGCUGCAGAAUGUUCUCAUCUUACCACGGACAGUUCUUUACAUGGCUGAUUCAGAAACUUUCAUUAGUCUGGAAGAGUGUCGUGGCCACAAGAGAGCAAGGAAAAGAACUACUAUGGAAACAGCAUUUGCCCUUGAGAAACUAUUCCCAAAACAAUGUCAAGUCCUUGGGAUUGUGACCCCGGGAAUUGUAGUGACUCCAAUGGGAUCAGGUAGCAAUCGACCUCAGGAAAUAGAAAUUGGAGAAUCCGGCUUUGCUCUGUUAUUCCCUCAAAUCGAAGGAAUAAAAAUACAGCCCUUUCAUUUUAUUAAGGAUCCAAAGAACUUAACAUUAGAAAGGCAUCGACUUACUGAAGUAGGUCUUUUAGAUAACCCUGAGCUUCGUGUGGUCCUUGUUUUUGGCUAUAAUUGCUGUAGGGUAGGAGCCAGCAAUUACCUGCAGCGCGUAGUCAGCACAUUCAGUGAUAUGAAUGUCAUCUUGGCUGGAGGCCAGGUGGACAACUUGGCAUCGCUGACCUCUGAAAAGACCCCUCUGGAUAUUGAUGCCACUGGUGUGGUUGGACUGUCAUUUAGUGGGCACCGAAUCCAGAGCGCCACUGUGCUUCUCAACGAGGACGUCAAUGAUGAGAAGACUGCCGAGGCUGCCGUGCAGCGCCUGAAAGCAGCCAACAUUCCAGAGCACAACACCAUCGGCUUCAUGUUCGCAUGUGUUGGCAGGGGCUUCCAGUAUUACAGAGCCAAGAGGAAUGUAGAGGCUGAUGCAUUUAGAAAGUUUUUUCCUAGUGUUCCUUUAUUUGGCUUCUUUGGAAAUGGAGAGAUUGGAUGUGAUCGCAUAGUCACUGGGAACUUCACACUGAAGAAAUGUAAUGAGGUGAAGGAUGAUGAUCUCUUUCAUAGCUAUACCACAAUAAUGGCACUCAUUCACCUCGGGUCACCCAAAUAGAGCCACCUGUAAAAGGGCUUUCACAUAUGUAA
Molecule: messenger RNA, 1241 nt
Organism: Talpa occidentalis (Iberian mole)
Lineage: Eukaryota; Metazoa; Chordata; Mammalia; Eulipotyphla; Talpidae
Gene: FBXO22
Product: F-box protein 22
Exons: 7
Coding region: 1-1209 (402 amino acids)
Biological process (GO): regulation of skeletal muscle fiber development; protein polyubiquitination; positive regulation of proteasomal ubiquitin-dependent protein catabolic process
Molecular function (GO): protein binding
Source: RefSeq, a predicted model, not a curated record